This is a messenger RNA of Cuscuta epithymum, 1703 nucleotides long. The record is from the annotation of a GenBank genome assembly. Lineage: Eukaryota; Viridiplantae; Streptophyta; Magnoliopsida; Solanales; Convolvulaceae.
ACCCAUCCUACAAAAAGAAGAGUAAAGACCAAGGUAAAGCACAAGCAUGAUUAGGCGCAAUCUCCAACUAGAUCUCUUCAAACCUUAAACAGUAUUUCCUUCGUUCUACUUGUAUGGUUUUAUUUAUAGAAGAGGAAAGCAAAUUAAAUACUUUGAAGAAACCCUAUUCAUGGCUGGUAUACUUGAAGGCACGGUGCAGAACAUUUUAGAGCAGGAAACAUUGAAGUGGGUUUUUGUAGGGGGGAAAGGUGGAGUUGGGAAAACCACUUGCAGCUCCACCCUUGGUAUACUUCUCGCCCAGGUCCGAUCGUCCGUGCUCAUCAUUUCUACCGACCCCGCCCACAAUCUCAGCGAUGCUUUCCAGCAGCGUUUCACUAAGUUUCCCACCCUUGUCAAUGGUUUCUCCAAUUUGUAUGCAAUGGAAGUUGAUCCAAAUGUUGAGAAUGAAGACACAGUUGGGUCAGAUGGAAUGGAUGGAUUUUUGUCUGAAUUGGCCAAUUCUAUUCCUGGAAUUGACGAGGCUAUGAGUUUCGCCGAGAUGCUAAAAUUAGUGCAAACUAUGGAUUACUCUGUUAUAGUAUUUGAUACUGCUCCAACGGGUCACACACUCCGGUUAUUACAAUUUCCGUCAACUCUGGAGAAAGGGCUUGGGAAAAUGAUGAAAUUGAAGAACAACUUUGGUGGAUUGUUGAAUCAGGUGACUGGUCUCCUCGGUGUUGGUAGUGAAUUUGGUGAGGAUGCAAUCCUAGGAAGGCUCGAGGGAAUGAAAGAGAUUAUUGAGAAAGUUAACAAGCAGUUCAAGGAUCCAGACUUGACAACAUUUGUCUGUGUUUGCAUUCCGGAAUUCUUGUCACUGUAUGAAACUGAAAGGCUUGUGCAGGAACUCACUAAAUUUGACAUUGACACACAUAAUAUCAUUAUUAACCAAGUCAUAUUCGACGAAGAAGUAGUGGAGUCAAAGUUGCUCAAGGCGAGAAUGCGAAUGCAACAAAAAUACUUAAAUCAGUUCUACAUGUUAUAUGAUGACUUCAACAUUACUAAAUUGCCUUUGCUGCCAGAAGAGGUUUGUGGUGUUCAGGCUUUGAAGGACUUUUCACACAAUUUUACAACUCCAUACCAGCCUUCUCUGGUUCGAGGCUCAGUUGAAGAGUUGAAGCAGAGGGUAUCUGUACUAAGGAAACAAUUGGAAGAUGCUGAAGCAGAACUAGAAAUACUUAGAAAAGGAAAACAGAGGGCUUGACUCCUUUGCUUUAAUUUGAACUUUUUAAUGCAGUUUUGGGGUUAGGACGCCACCCUCUCUUAAGUAUGGAAAGAACUUUAGUAUCUAUUUGGUUCGAUUGAACUUAAGAGUAUAAGUGGACCUAGAUCUAGUGGAUAAUCUAGGUGAUUGCAACCAAGAUUGCUUAGAUGAAAACCAGAAUAUAGAAGACAACCUCUUAAAUCCUCGAUUAUUAGGAGGUUCUUCUAAUUUUGACUUUCGAGGGUUCUUUGUGUUGAUCCUCCGGUUCACUUGUAAGUUGUAGCAUCCCAUGCGAGCAUGUCCAGAUUUGAAAAUUUCUAUGUUCAUCCCGAACAAAACAAAGCAUUAUUUGAUAAGUUGUUCAAGUUAUGGUACUGUGUAUUUCUUCACUCGUGUUAGUGUGCUUGUAUGAUGUGAGAACUAAUUAAAUGCAGUUAUUUAGAGAAUGGGACACGUUCAGUUA